CUGGUGUCACAUAAACAAUUCGUCUUUGUCAAAGUCUGCCUUAAACUGAGGAAGUUCGCAUUUUACCUUCCAACCUUCAUCAUGUCUCACGUAGUAGCUAGACAUGGAGUAGUCACCAUCUAGUUUAAAUAGUGCACGGCCGUCUAUCAUCCCCACAGUUUUAGAUUUACGCUGUGCUACUUCAGUUCUCAUCUAUUUGGUAAAUCGCUGAAGAUUGUUAUAAUGGAAGCAAUACUCGGAGUUCUAGCUUUUAUUGUUGCUACCAGCUUGGCACAAGUCGGACCUAAUGCGGCUUCCGGGUAUACCAACAGAUUGUUGCCGGCGCUAAACAGGCGAGGGCGUCCUAACGGCAGUGAUAGCCGGUCCGGGGGGCAGGGGAUCAAUCCCGCAUCAGACCAGGGUCCGGGUUUCAAACCCGCAUCAGACCAGGGUUUUAUCACAAGCUUCAGUGGACCGGGUUCAAAUCCUACCAGACCAGUGGGAGACGCCUCAAACGUGGGUGGUGUGGGUCACAUGACUCCCGUUAACCGCUGUACACAGCUAGACGCAGGCUGUGUCACCACACAGGUGGACCCUGCCCCGAUAUGCAAGUACACAUAUGACUACACACAAAUCAAGUGUGUUAAAGUCGAGGUCACCAGCGAGUGUGUUGCUAUACACGGUGGAGUGAGCAAUUUAUUUGACACACUUUUAGAGUGCGAACAACACUGUAAUUAGGUCAUGUGUAAUUAGGUAAUGUGUAAUUAGGUAAUGUAUAAUUAUGUAAUGUGUAAUCAGCUGAUGCGUAAUUAGGGCAUGUGUAAUAAGGUCAUGUGUAAUUAGUUUUGGUUUGUAAUAAGUUCAAAUGUAAUUAUGAUAUAUGUAAUUAUGUCAGGUGUAAUUAGAUCAAACGCAAUGAGGUCAAAUGUAAUUGUGUCAUGUGUAAUUAGGUCGUGUAUAAUUAGGUCAUGUGUAAUUAGCUGAUGUUUACUUGGGUGAUGUAUAAUUAGGUGAUGUGUAAUAAAGGGACGAUAAAUUAGUGAUAUGUAAUAGUGUGAUGAGUAAUUAAUGAAUAAUGUAAUAAUACAUACAUUUUUUCAACCCUUAUUAGGGUUGUUGAGUGGUGUGUCUAAGGCUAAGUGUCGCAUGGCGGUGCACACCCCUUUACAUGCCCAUGUGUGAUUGGGUGAUGUGUAAUUAGUCAUUGUGUGAUCAGUGAUUUGU
This is a messenger RNA of Physella acuta, 1203 nucleotides long. RefSeq lists its product as uncharacterized. The record is from RefSeq and is a predicted model, not a curated record. Lineage: Eukaryota; Metazoa; Mollusca; Gastropoda; Physidae.